Messenger RNA from Trichoderma gamsii, 4455 nucleotides. RefSeq names its product NACHT and WD domain-containing protein. Gene Ontology annotation, molecular function: hydrolase activity, acting on ester bonds; protein binding. Lineage: Eukaryota; Fungi; Ascomycota; Sordariomycetes; Hypocreales; Hypocreaceae. The record is from RefSeq and is a predicted model, not a curated record. Bases 1 to 4455 code for a protein of 1484 amino acids. The transcript is spliced from 3 exons.
AUGUCGCUGUUCCCAGCGGCAAUGAAGACCUUGCACGCCAGGGUAGCCCAUACCAACACUGACACAUCCGAGGCAGAAGGCCAAGACACCGACUCGCUGGGGCUUCAUACGCUCUACGACCCCACGCCCAAUAGCACUAUAGCCGACAUCAUAUUCAUACACGGCCUCGGAGGGCAUAGCAGGAAGACAUGGUCUAGCUCGAGCACUCCAAGGUCGUUUUGGCCGCAGGAUUGGCUGCCGAAUGAGCCUGGAUUUGAGAAUGUGCGCAUUCAUUCUUUUGGCUAUAAAGCCGAUUGGGGAAAGAAGUGGCAGCAGCAAAGCAUCCUGAGCAUUCACGAUUUUGCUGAGUCACUGAUUGGCGGGCUGAGAAAUCACCCAAGCAUACGCCGCGAUGACACGCGCAUCAUUCUCGUUGGCCAUAGCAUGGGCGGGUGUGUUGCCAAAGAAGCCUUUAUCAUUGCACGACAACAUCCAUCAUAUAAAGACUUGGCUGGGCGGAUAUAUGGGAUAUUCUUCCUUGGAACUCCCCACCACGGGUCGGACAUGGCAGGCAUUCUGGAGAACAUGCUGAUAGCUGUCUGGGGUAAAAAGCCUUUCGUGACAGACUUAAAGGCUGGCUCUUCAGCACUUGCUAUGAUCAGAGAUCGGUUCCGACAUGUUGCAACAGACUUGGCUCUAUGGACUUUUUACGAGACACUGCCUACAGCUCUGGGGCCUAUGAACAGAAUCGUGGUGGAGAAGGGUUCGGCAAUAUUAGGAUUCGAUAACGAACGAAUUGAGGCGCUGAAUGCCGACCAUCGCCAUGUCUGCAAGUUUACCAGCCGCGAGGAUUCUAAUUAUAGGAUACUGCGAAACGCUCUCCAUACUGCCAUCGAUGAGAUCCAAGAGAAGGCUCUGGACACGGCUUUCCUCCACCUGGAUACAACUGAUAGAGAUGUUGAAGCUGAUGCGCGACUGGAGUCUUUUUUCAAGUUACGAGAUAUAUUGGAAGAAGAUCUUACGCUGCAAUCAGAGCUCAAAAUGCCCGAAUCAUGCGAAUGGCUCAUCAAUAAACCGCAGUUUCUAUCGUGGAAAGCGGGCGAUUCUGCUGGCAUUUUCUGGCUAACUGGUAGACCGGCGACUGGAAAAUCCAUUCUCUCUAGUCAUGUCAUCAACCAUUUGAACAACAUGCCCGUCUCUUGCAGCUAUUUUUUCUUCAAGCACUCGACUGCCAACAAGUCCACGCUAGGCGACUGUUUCAGGUCUCUUGCUUUCCAAAUGGCUAUUCAGGAUAGCCUAGUGAAAGAAAAAUUGAUAGAGCUUGAGCACGAGGGGCUAGCCUGGGAUAAGGCUGAUGACACCACGAUUUGGACAAAGCUUUUUGUUGACAGGAUCUUCAAGCUAUCAUUCACAAAGCAACAUUUCUGGGUGAUCGACGGUCUUGAUGAAUGCGCCAACUUCAACUCACUCUUCACAAAGAGACUCUUAGCCAAGCUACCCCCAAAAAGCAAGCUUCGGAUAUUCAUAACAAGUCGCAAUUUAGACGCCAUUGAGCGCGGCCUAGCAUCUCUCGGACCUCAAGUGAGCACCUAUGCUUUGUCAGAUUCCGAUACACUAAGCGAUAUUCGGCUUUUCUUGACCGCGAAGCUCGAAGAACUCGGCCGCUUCGAAACUGAAGAUGAAGUGGAGACUAUGUGUAAUAAAAUGCUUAAAAAAUCAUCAGGUUCCUUCCUUUGGGCUCGUCUCGUUCUACAAGAACUCGAAGGCGCUUGGACGGAAGAGGCUAUGGAGGAAAUACUGAACGAAGUUCCCGGAGAGCUAUACGAACUGUAUAGUAAGAUGGUUCAGUCAAUCGAGAUGGAUAAGGGCAAAACAGUUCUUGCCAAGAAGAUAUUGACAUGGGUCGUUUUGGCUCGCCGCCCUUUGUCAUUAGAAGAACUGCGCUGCGCAGUAAAGCUGGAUCUUAAUCAGACGAUCCAGAACAUGAGGAGGGCAAUCCCAGAUAUAUGCGGGCAGCUCGUCUACGUUGACGCAGCAGACAAGGCGCAUAUAAUUCAUGCAACAGCUCGCGAAUUUCUUCUUGAUCAAGAUGUAUGCUCUGAACUGACAGUAUAUAAAGAGCUUGGUCAUACCCGCAUCGCGUCUAUCCUCACUCGAUUUCUCUCCGGUGACUGCCUCAAAACACAACAGAUGAAAUCUCAACGUCCUGUGAAGUUAAGAAGCUCGAAUAAAAUUGGAACCCUGGCAUCUCUUGACACGUCUCUGCUUGACUACGCAUCUAUGUUCUUCGCAGAGCAUAUAUAUCGUUGCUCAUCCGAAGACGAUGAUCUGAUGGACAAUUUGUCUACCUUUCUCAAUGGCAAUAUUCUCUCAUGGAUCGAAUUCAUUGCAAAACGCGGCGAUCUAAGCACCAUCACGCGGGCUGCGAUGAACGUACGAGAGUAUUUAGCUCGUCGAGCCAAGUAUGUCCCGCCUACAGAUUUAUCAAUUAGCAUUGUUGGAGGAUGGGUAACCGACCUUAUCCGUGUAGCUGCCAAGUUCCACGCUCAACUUCUCACAUAUCCGCACGCUAUCCACCGACUUAUACCUCCUCUGUGUCCUUCCGAGUCCAUGAUAUCCAGAAGUGUUUUGAAAGAUUUACGGACCGCUAAUAUGACUGUAAAAGGACUUCCGGCAGGAACUUGGGAUGAUUGCCUGAGCCGUAUUGACUUCCAAAGAGGUCAAACAACGGCUGUCAGCCACAGUUACACUUCCUUCGCCGUUGGGUUGUCUACGGGAAAGAUUCUUCUUUAUAAUGCUGGAUCUGUUCAGCUACAGUUGACCAUGACUCACCCGGAGAGAGUCAAAAUACUUCAAUUCAGCGAAGACGAUAAUCUCCUUGCCUCUUGCGGCGCAAAACAUAUGGUUCUAUGGAAGCCAAAAUCUGGCUCACAAAUAUAUGCAUUUCCUCUAGCGUCGCCUCCUCUUAGCUUGGCAUUCUUGGGCGUUGAUGAAAUUCUCUGCGCAUUCCAGUCUGGGACUUUGACAAGAUGGAGUUUAGAUACACAGCAGGAUGACUCGAAUUCUGACCAAAUAAACGAUAUCUAUGCAAAUACGCAGUCUAUUACCACACAACAGGCGGCUACAUGUGCGGCUUUCCUAACAACUACUGACACUACCUUGAUUGCAGUCGGUUAUCGCAAACAUCCGGUGUUUAUAUGGAAUGUGCUCGAGCAGCAAGGGUUAGGUCAUUGUGUUGUUGAUGCCAAUAAUGGCAUUGACUGCAUGGUGUUCAACCCAAAUCCAGACAUCGUUGCGCUGAUUGUAUCAUUGAAUGACGGCAGACUAUGCGUUUUUAACUACUUUACCAUGAAGCAAAUGUUCACGAUACACAAAACAUAUGCACAAAGUGUUGCUUGUUCACCUGAUGGGCAUAGCUUGGUGACCGGCGGUAGCCAUGGCACGAUAGAAGUUUUUGACUUCGAUCACGACUAUGACGGUAAUAUCAUCUUGGUGCCUAUUUAUCGCAUAGAUGGAUUGUAUGAUCCAAUUCGAAGCGUUGCAUUCAGUUUUGAUGGACUGCGCUUCCUAGAUGUCCAUCGUCAGCAGUGCCGCGUGUGGGAACCAGCGGCCCUUGUCAGGACAAACAACGAGCUGGAAAGCACCAGCGACGCCGCGACUCUCCCAGUAACAGCCGUUGGAGCGAUAAAUGGCUCUGAAGAUCCUGAGAUUACUAGUCUUCUGGAGAUAACAUCGGAUGGCCGAUACGCUAUUGGGGGAAACCAGCGGGGAGAAGUGUCGCUCUUCUCUGUUGCUGACGGAACCGAAAUUGGCACGCUAUACCAUCACGCAAGAGGCGUGUCGGUCACCAAGGUUGCUCUCGGCGAAAGUCGAAACCUGAUUGUUUCCGCGGAUGAAUCCGGCAGGGUGUUAAUCAGCGAGCCGCCCAUAUUGCUGCGAGAAGCUACAACGCUCGUUCCAGGCCAAAAGAUGCCAACUACUCGUAUCAUCCUUGACCGUCGUUUUGGCGGUGCGGUUGUACGAUUACUAUUGAAUGGUGCAGCCGACCGUCUUCUCGUCACGGGCCACAAUGUUAGCCAGCUCUGGGCAUUGCCAUCAGGUGAAAUACUUGCUGGAAAACAAGAAGCACAUUUGAAUGGCAAUAUGAUGGAUUCAAACUGUUCAGACGACGUCAGACUACCUACUGCUUCUGCUUGCGCCGUCUUUCAACAUCCCAUCAAUGAAGCCUGGUUUGUUACUAUGAGUGGCAAUACUGCGCGUGUCUACAGUUGGGCUGAUUAUGAAGAACUAACUUCGAAAGACGGCAUUCUUCUUCAACGACCCACAUCGUCCGGGAAGCCUACAUCGCCCAGAGAACUCAAAUUUUCUCCAAAGUCUGAGCGCUUUCCGCCGCAGUUGCUGAAGGUUGAUUGUGUCUUUGCUGCAGCAUCGUAUCAUGUCGGCUGCGGUUUAUAUGUGGCCGGCGGCUGCAUUUGA